Molecule: messenger RNA, 1332 nt
Organism: Penicillium bovifimosum
Lineage: Eukaryota; Fungi; Ascomycota; Eurotiomycetes; Eurotiales; Aspergillaceae
Product: ubiquitin-conjugating enzyme E2
Exons: 8
Coding region: 1-1332 (443 amino acids)
Biological process (GO): negative regulation of apoptotic process
Cellular component (GO): nucleus
Molecular function (GO): cysteine-type endopeptidase inhibitor activity; ubiquitin conjugating enzyme activity
Source: RefSeq, a predicted model, not a curated record
AUGGGCGACCAAUGUACUCUGCGCCUUAUCCGAGAGCUCCGACAGCUUGAACGGAGUGACCAAUUGUCUUACACUGUCCGUUACCGAGAAAACAACGUUCGUGAUAUCCAGGCUCUCAUCGUCGGGCCUCCAGGCACCCCAUACGAGAUGGGGUUCUAUGAGUUCACAAUCAAGGUCCCAUCAGAUUACCCAGCAAGUCCACCCGUGGUGAAAAUCCGCACAACCAACAGAGGUCGAACUCGCUUUGGUCCGAACCUUUAUGCCAACGGGAAGGUCUGCUUGUCGAUCCUGGGAACAUGGCCAGGUUCUCGGGGAGAGCAGUGGUCACCUGCUCAAGGGCUUGAAUCGGUUCUAUUAUCAAUUCAGAGCCUGCUCUCCCCAAAUCCAUAUACGCUCGAGCCAGGGUUUGAGGAUGCCGGAAAGGAGAGUGACAAGGAGAAUAUGAAGAUCUACAACUCCAAGAUUUGCCACGAGAACUUGCGACUGACAGUUAUCGUGCCUCUGGAACAAGCCCUCCGGAGUCCAAUCUCUCGCCGCCGGGCCGAAAUCAUUGACGACGAGUUGUCAAGCCAGGGAGAAGGUACUGAUGUGGAAAAUGAAGAAUUGCUCAGUCAAAGCAAGUUCCAAGACUUUUACAAGAAGCGUUUCCUAUGGUACUUUGAGUUCUACUUGAAGGCCAUCGACAAAGGUCUCGCGGAAGAGCCAACAAGGCAAGGCAGGCCAUUCAUUGAAAUGCCGUUUGAGGGCCCCACUAACGCUAUGACGGGAUGCUGGGACUAUGCCGACCUGCGGGCCCGGUUAUUGAGCCUCCGAGACAAAUUGAUGGAAGAGACACGCCAUUGGCUCGUCGAGGGCCUGGCUCUGGUCGAGCAGGAAGCUGGGAUUGCGGUGAAAUUGAAAGGUCAGCAUGGGCAGAUUGCGGCGGAACUGGGUGCCCAUCCUCAUAUCAUUGAUUUAUCACUGGUUGAUGGGAAUCCUUUCGCCUGGCGGCUUACCUACGUUGGUCGCAAUGAGUCCAAGCUCGAAGGCGGCAUUCUCAAGAUCAUGAUCUACAUCAGUCCCCGACACCCGGAAGAACAACCCCGGGUCUUCGUCGAGACACCUCUGUUCCAUACUCGGGUCUCGAAGCUGGGCGUGCUCAUGUACCUUCCUUCACAUUCCGAGGAGAUAGGUCACCACAUCGAAGGUAUCGUCAAUAGCCUAGAGGAGGACAAUCCGCCAUUCAAUCCCCUGAUGACGGUGAGUCCUGAGGCAAGCGCUCUGUGCUGGGGGACGGAUCAGGAUCGCAAACUCUAUCGGCGCAAACUUCGAGCGUCUCUGGAGGGGUGCUAA